AUGAACAGGAUUGAUCGCCUAGCCCGCGCCAUCGCAGACGACGAUGUAGCGAGUGUAAGCGAACAACUCCUUCAGCUUGCCGAACUUGAGAUUACACCGGAGACAAUCGAACGUGUGUUCAGAGCAGUCACGGGCAGUUGGAUACUCGUACAGGCGGCUAUAUUUGAGGCGGUGGAGGUUCUAGAACACUUGCUCGCUUCUAAAGCAUUCGCCUCCAAGCCCAAGGCUGAAGCAGCAUUGUGGAGAGUUUGUACGCGAUACUACUUUUGUUAUUAUCACGACGAAGAGAAAGCCGUCUAUAUCGCAAGAAAGUUGAUCAACCAUGGUGUCGCAGUAGACGCACGGAACGGUCACGGCAUGACUCCGCUGAUGUUGGCGCUGAGGUCGGCGCCGAAAUGGUCUUCGUCGCAUUCGCUGGUCUCGCUGCUGAUUCAGAGUGGCGCCAACGUGAACAGUGUAGACUUGCAUGGAAAGCAGCCGAUUCAGUACUGGAUGGACGCCGUCAAUGAGCACUGUGGUUCCAUGAGGUUGGUGCAAGUGUCGACACAAAGUCUCGAGACAUGCGGCAUACUGCUGGUCGAAGCAGGUGCGAAGACGGACGUCAGGCGUCAAUGGCGUGGCGACAGUCCGUUGCACGUCGCCGUCCGCUUCGGUAUGAACCGCCUCGUUGGCAUUCUCGCACCCAAGACCGUAAAACUUGACUGGAGAACGAUGGUGGCGACACACCACUGA
This is a messenger RNA of Baudoinia panamericana UAMH 10762, 732 nucleotides long. RefSeq lists its product as uncharacterized. Gene Ontology annotation, molecular function: protein binding. The record is from RefSeq and is a predicted model, not a curated record. The coding region runs from base 1 to 732 and encodes 243 amino acids. The transcript has a single exon. NCBI's taxonomy places the organism in Eukaryota, Fungi, Ascomycota, Dothideomycetes, Mycosphaerellales, Teratosphaeriaceae.